UAGAUUAUUCGUUCAGAAAGCUAUCAUCGUUUUUCAGUAAGCCAAUAUAUAUAUAUAUGACUUAGUUACACAGGAAAUAGCACCAAAGCUCCCACUGGUUCUUUUAAUUUGAAUCGCCUGUGCCAGAAUAGACAAGUUGAGGUAAUCCUCCCUUGGCCUCUCUGUGAAUCGGCCUGUGCUGACGUCACACCAGAGGUACCACAGUCCAAAAUAGAUGGCACCACUUCAAUUUUCUUUUUUUUUUUUUUUUCUUUUCUCGCUUACAAGAGCUUUGUUCUUGCUACAAAUUAUUACGAAAUUAUAAAUUUGUUAUUACGAAAUCUUUCAUCUAGGUCCACUUAAUAUUUUCUUUUUGUAUUCCUUCAACUCUUUCAGGGUCAGUGACGUACUGGUAAAUUUUCAAGCUUCUGUCCCGCCAUAUAUAGAUGCUUCAGCCGCUGUACUUUGCAUUUCGUCAUUCUCACAUUAUUUAUUGUACACAAUCAUGCGGUGUAACAUGUAUGACAAUAUCUAAAACCACUACUGUGACUACAGAAGAAAGCGCUGAGUGUAUUAUAUCUGGUACAAUAUACAGGGUGUUCAAGCUAUCACGCAGCACGAUUUAAAAAUAGAGGAACAGCGUUACGCAAAGCAUACCUAGUGCAUAUUAAUAUGUUUCCAGUACAAUGGAGUAGCCGCCAGUAAUUUUUUUGUUACUGAGAUUUAAUUAGGUACUUGUAAUUAAUUAUCUAACUCAAAAAGUACUGUUCUAAUUAUCAAAGUGUUAAUGAGAAAAUUGUAGAGCAACAUGAAAAACUCCCGAUACAGCUUUCUGUUGCUCAAUACGUGCUACAUAAAUGUGUUUUUCUGGGGGUGAAAGGAGUCCGCGAAUACACGCAGAAUUGCUGCGCGACUGGUCGCUCAAGGCACUUUGCAUGUAUUCACGGGCUUCUUUCACGCUCGGAAAAACACUUUUAUGUAGCAUGUACUGAGCAACAGAAAGCUGUAUCGGGAGUUUUUCAUGUUGCUCUUCAAUUUUCUCAUUGACACUUUGACAAUUAGGACAGUACUUCUCGAGUUAAAUAAUUAAUUACAAUUACCUAAAUAAAUUUCAGUAACGAAAAAAUUACUGGCGACUACUCCACUACACUAAACAAUACGCACUAGGUUUGCUUCGCGUAACGCCGUUCCUCGUUUUUUAAAUUGUGUUGCAUGAUAGCUGGGACACCCUGUAUAACUGCGUAAAUGGCAAUAUUAACAGUACAUGUCAAGAGCAAUGUACGAGGUCUAUUGGAAGAGUAUCCGUCCUUAUUAUUAUUUUUUUUUUGCAAACACCUGAUGGUUAUGAAACAACCGCGCUUGCAUCAGCCGACCUUGAACCUUCGUGCACAUGUGCCAAUUUUUUCCAGCCUGUUGAUAACGUCAGUCGCUGGGACGCAGCGUUUGAGUGAGAUAGUAUGCAGUGCUCUCGUUGGGUUUUUUAUUGCAAGGGAAAUGACAGAGCGACUGGAACAGUACUACUGCAUCAAAUUUCACCAGAAACUGGGCGACAGCCAAGUGGAAACCAUUUGGAAGAUUCAGGUGGCUUUCGGUGAUGAUACUAUGAGCAGCACACAGAUUAAGGUGUGGUACAACCGGUUUAAAGACGGCCGCACAUCGGUGGAGAGCGAGCCAGGCUCCGGUCGGCCAUCAACAUGCCAAAAUGACCAGGUCAUUGCCGAAGUGAACGCUGUGGUGAUGCGGGACCUUCGUGUGACUAUCCGAGAAAUUGCGGAAGAGGUGGGCAUCAGCACUUUUUCUGCACAUUCCAUUAUGACCGAAGAUUUGGCCAUGAAGAGAGUUGCGGCGAAAUUCGUGCCGAAGCUGCUCACGGUGGAGCAAAAGCAACUUUGUGUUGAAGUCUCACAGGACAUGCUGGAUUCCACAAACAGUGACCCCGACUUCAUGAACACCAUAAUCACUGGUGACGAGUCUUGGGUGUACAGGUACGACCCGGAAACCAAAUCCCAGUCGUCAAAGUGGAAGCAUUCCCCGUCACCAAGACCAAAGAAGGCCCGCCAAGUGCGCAGCAACGUCAAAGUGAUGCUGACUGCUUUCUUUGACUCCCGCGGUGUGGUACACCACGAGUACGCACCACAGGGUCAAACAAUAACCAAAGAGUACUACAGCGAUGUCCUCCGUCGCCUACGUGAUGCUGUGCGGCGCAAGAGACCGGAGUUGUGGUCAACAGGAAAUUGGCACAUCCAUUACGACAAUGCUCCUGCACAUUCCUCGCACUUGAUUCAGACUUUUUUGGCGUAAAACAGACUCCUGUAGUUCAAGAGGCUUCUUACUCUCCUGAUAUGGUCCCCUGCGACUUCUGGCUCUUUCCCAAAAUCAAGAGGCCAUUGAAAGGAGCACGAUUUCAGACAAGAGAGGACAUUAUGGCUGCAAUGACAGCUGAGCUAAACUCCAUUCCGAAAGAGGCCUUCUCGGAAUGCUCCCAACAAUGGCAGCACAGCUGGGAGAAGUGUCUGGAGUCCCAAGGAGACUACUUUGAGGGUGAUUAAUCAUCAUACCGUAUUGGUGAAGCAGCGCACUGACAAGGACAAAGUGGAGAGACACAAGCACGACACUCGCUGCUUCACCAAUACAGUAUGAUGAUCAAUCACCAACUCGCCCAAUUUUCCACAUAAUUGCACUUUGAGGGUGAUUAGGUUUCCAAUGCUCCAGUUAUGCCAGUUCUUUUUUUCUUCAGCCAAAGGUCGGAUACUUGUCUAACAGACCUCGUAUACUCUCACAAUCAGCACAUCAUAACUAUACGGUUGCCCUCC
Molecule: messenger RNA, 2792 nt
Organism: Dermacentor silvarum
Lineage: Eukaryota; Metazoa; Arthropoda; Arachnida; Ixodida; Ixodidae
Product: protein GVQW3-like
Exons: 1
Coding region: 1225-2280 (351 amino acids)
Molecular function (GO): nucleic acid binding
Source: RefSeq, a predicted model, not a curated record